AAUUUGGUGAGAUCGACACCGUUCGAGCGCAAAAGUUAAAAAACCCCAUGUUGCGAUGAGCCGUCGCUACGGCUUGGCGGUUAUACUCAUAAAGCACCCAUGUUAACUACGCGCCACAUUUGUAUGGGUGCUGUUCCCAAAGGCACCCUACCAAAUAGGCGGGGCCUCAAAAGCACCCACACUAGCCGCAAAAUUUGUAUGGGUGCUUUUCCCGAAAGCACCCUACCAAAUAGGCGUGGCCUCAAAAGCACCCACACUAGCCGCAAAAUUUGUAUGGGUGCUUUUCCCGAAAGCACCCUACCAAAUAGGCGGGGCCUCAAAAGCACCCACACUAGCCGCAAAAUUUGUAUGGGUGCUUUUCCCGAAAGCACCCUACCAAAUAGGCGUGGCCUCAAAAGCACCCACACUAGCCGCAAAAUUUGUAUGGGUGCUUUUCCCGAAAGCACCCUACCAAAUAGGCGGGGCCUCAAAAGCACCCACCAAAAAAACACUUUUAUAGUAUAAGUGCAUUUACUUCCUAAUGUUCUUGGUCUGUCACGUCACACUUCAGAUCGGUUGAGAAGACCUACGGAGUUGCUGCGCAGUGCUUGGAACUUGCGUCAAUCGAAUUCUGUAUCUAAGGCCUUACUAUCAUCCCGUCAUGUAAAUGCCAUUCUGCUAGGAGUUUGCGAGCUGUUGGCCCAGGAGAUUGAGUCGGUGAAUGUGUGAGGUCUGCGAGUCUGCCAAUGUGCGAAUGUGCAAACAAAUCUGUAAGUCUGUGAAUGUCCGAGUCUGCGAAACUACGAAUCUGCAUGCGAGUCUAUU
Molecule: messenger RNA, 804 nt
Organism: Truncatella angustata
Lineage: Eukaryota; Fungi; Ascomycota; Sordariomycetes; Amphisphaeriales; Sporocadaceae
Exons: 1
Coding region: 100-504 (134 amino acids)
Source: RefSeq, a predicted model, not a curated record